UCUGACUCCGAGGUGGAUGUCGGGCCAUGGCGGGGACGAGGACAGGAAAACAUGAAGAGCUUCCUCUCUCUUUUUUUUGUCCCUCUUGAACUAAUCCCACUCCAUCUGCCUCUACGUCUCUACUCUGCAUGCUUAUCUGUUUAUUAGUCGAUUUGUUUGUGUCACAGUUAUCCUCACUCUGAAGCACUUGAAAAACUUAUUUGCUGACUGAUAUCCUGUGUCUUAUUUCUGUACUCAAUUCACUACUCCUUGCAGUCUAAUCAACAAGCAUAAUUUGCACGACAAUCGUUCCGUAUUUAACCAUGCCGUCUCUCGAUCGCUCCGAAACAGAUAGUUUAUAUUGUAACCCGACCGAAGAUGGUGAAUCCAUCAUGUCAUCUUCAGGAGGUGCACCUUCUAUCAAAUCAACAAGCUCUCCCUCUGCAACCUCAUCCCUCAGAUCUGGAUCUCAGUCGAUAAAAUCUAAAACCGCGUCAACCAAAUCCAAAUCCUCGUCUUACGCAUCUGUACCUAAAUCACCUCAAUGGAAAGCAGCAGUCGAUCCUCUAGGGAUGUCCUCCAAAGCAGUAGGAUUCAUGCCCAUGUUUAGCACACAUCUCUAUGCUCCUGGAUUCCAGACUGCUGUUUCUACCAGUGCAACAAAUGCAAAUGAACCCAAGGCAUAUCAAUCAAAACAACUUACGUUUGUUGAAAAGAAAAAAAGCUUUUCUUCUUCUUCUUCUUCAACUAAAUCAAAUAACCCUGGGAAAUCUGAGAAGACUAAAACAGCGCCAUCCAAUAACUCUGUCAAAUCACUAAAUUCCUUAACCAAAUCCACAUUUUCCCCGGCCUUUGCAAGUAGCCUCAGUACACAGGAUGAACAUUUGUCAAACUUUCCUGACAAAAGGACUGUGGAAGAAACUAAGUCAUUAAGCUCAAAUAGCAGAGGUGGUGAUGAGGAAAUCAAGGAGGAGAUAGUAAUAUCGAGAAAUAGCAAGGAAAUAGAAGGGACAGAAGCAUUAGCAACAACAGCAACAACGGCCGUGAUAAUUUCAGCAACAGAAACUGUAAUGAACAAUGAUAUCGAUAGUGCGUAUGGCGAUUCGGAUGACAUGACGUUUGUGAACAGCAGUACAGAGGUCGCUGUCCUGAUGGAGGCUCAAUCUUUACCGGACGCCUCUAUUCAUCCGUUUGAUAAGACAGUGGUGACAACUAAUACCAGCAGCGACGUGGUGGAAAGUAUCAACAAUCAAAAUAUUCUUUGUAAGCUUUCAACGGUAGAAUCAACCACUCAGUUGCGGUCACCACCAAUAUCAAUAUCAACAUCAGCACCACGGCCAACUCAUACGCCUAAUGAAUUGAUAUUGAAACGAAUGACCUCAUGGGAGUACAUAGGACGUGUCUACCAUGGAAAAAUGGCUUACUACAACACUAUCUUGUUGACAGAAGCAGAUCUUCGCAAGUUUUAUACGCCAGAAGUUGUUCAUAAAAGGACGCAGCAAUACUUCAUGUUGGGAACGUCCAUUGCCAAUAUACUGGAAAUACCCCAUCUUCCUGACUUUGUAAAAUCGCUCUCUGCAGUUUUACAAGAGUUUGAGCAUUUUCAAUCAUCAGAAACAAAGUCUAAGAUGAGCUUUUUAAAAAACGGGUGGAGAGUGCAUGAUGGGAAGUUCUUUGAAGAAACUAGCGAAUACACACAUUUCGAGACCAGAUCCUUGCCAUUUGAAAUGGACUAUAUUGUUAUCUUCGCGACACUCUGCGAGAUGAUUGCCCAAGCUUACAAAAAGUUUGAUACCUACAAGGCGAAUAUCAUAAUGGAAUCAGAUAUGUUCCAUAAAAUCGAUAUUCGGUUCAAGAAAAUCCUAAGUACCACAACGAGAGAACUCGACAAUCUGGCACGUGAAACGAUGCAGGAAGAGCUUUAUUCAAUAGAUCCAAUUGCUGGAUUAACGAUAGACUGGAAUCAACAAGUACUUUCUAUUGGCAACUAAAUAAACAUGGUUCAUGCAGUUUUCCAUCAUCAGGGCACAU
This is a messenger RNA of Lobosporangium transversale, 2010 nucleotides long. RefSeq lists its product as hypothetical. Lineage: Eukaryota; Fungi; Mortierellomycota; Mortierellomycetes; Mortierellales; Mortierellaceae. The transcript has 6 exons. Bases 303 to 1970 code for a protein of 555 amino acids. The record is from RefSeq and is a predicted model, not a curated record.